AUGCCUCUGGAUACCUCGACAACAUACCCGCUCACGAGGCUGCGCCUUGACGGCCGUCGCUGGAAUGAGCUUCGUCUCCUUCAAGCCCAGAUCUCCACCAACCCCGCCAGCUCAGGCUCCUCAUAUCUCUCCAUGGGUAACACAUCAAUCAUGUGCUCUGUCCACGGUCCCGCUGAGGGCCGUCGCGGCGAUGGCGCUGCAGGAAGCGGCCAAGCGAUUGUGGAGGUAGAUGUCAACGUUGCCGGGUUUGCGGGCGUGGAUCGCAGGCGCAAGGCCGGAGGAAGCGACAGACAAUCAACCCGGAUUGCUUCAACCCUGCGCUCAGCCUUCCAGUCUCACCUACACACCUACCUCUACCCUCACAGCACAAUCAGUAUUCACGUUUCCAUUCUCUCGGCCGAUGGGUCCGUUCUCGCGGCCGCCAUUAACGCCUGUACCCUUGCCCUGGUCGAUGCCGGUAUCCCCAUGCCGGGCCUUCUCACUGGCUGUACUGCUGGUAUGAGUGGAAGUGCUUCUACACCGCGCGACCCGCGACACGACGAACUGGACCCGCUGCUUGAUGUUGCGCUGCCCGAAGAGCAAGAAUUGCCAUUCCUUACGGUCGGGACAACGACUGUUGUGCCUGUUGGCGAGAAUAAUAUGGACGAAGAUGAAGAGACGAUGAAGGUUUCCGUAUUCGCCAUGGAGUCCAAGGUUCAUUCGACAUAUCUGGAGACUAUGACUGCUGUGGGCAUUGACGGAUGCAGUCAAAUCCGGGAGUUGUUGGAGGGUGUUAUCAAGUCCAAAUGA
Molecule: messenger RNA, 789 nt
Organism: Penicillium salamii
Lineage: Eukaryota; Fungi; Ascomycota; Eurotiomycetes; Eurotiales; Aspergillaceae
Source: the annotation of a GenBank genome assembly